UUAAACAAACCCAUAAAGUAAACAUCAAGAACCUCAACCACUCCUCAUCUCCCCCUCUAUAAAUAAACCCAUCCCGUCUCAACUCCGAACAUCUUCAAUUCAUAAUUAGCUUCAAAUCUCACUGGAGAGGCCAAUGGCGAGCGAGGAUGUGAAGCUAAUCGGAGCAGUAAUGAGCCCGUUCGUGAUGAGGCCGAGGGUUUCGCUGAAUCUGAAGGGUGUUGAGUAUGAGUUCUUGGAGGAAACUUUUGGGAGCAAGAGCGAGUUGCUCCUGAAAUCUAACCCGGUUUACAAGAAGAUACCCGUCCUCAUCCACUCCGGCAAACCCAUCUGUGAGUCUCUUAUUAUUGUUCAAUACAUCGAUGAGACCUGGAGUGGUCACUCUAUCCUUCCUUCUGAUGCUUAUGACCGCGCCAUCGCUCGCUUUUGGGCGCAUUAUAUUGAUGACAAGUGGUUCCCUGCUCUUGCUUCGAUUGCAAGGGCACAGACAGAGGAGGCCAAGAAUGAGGCAAUUGAGCAGGUUUUCACUGGUCUAAAACUGUUGGAAGAAGCCUGUGAGAAGUGCAGUGGAGGGAAGCCGUUCUUUGGUGGCGAAACCAUCGGCUAUGUCGAUAUUGCGCUCGGCUGCUACCUUGGAUGGCUCAGAGCCACAGAGAAGUUGAUUGGGAUUACUUUUCUUGAUGAAACUAAGACACCUUUGCUUUGUCAUUGGGCUGAGAAAUUUAGCUCACAUGAAGCCGUGGCAAGUGUGAUGCCAGAGACUGAUAAACUUGUGGAGUUUGCUAAGAUGAUCCAAGCCAAGUUCAAGGCUCCUGCAAACAAGUAAAAAAGUUGCUGAUGUUUCUGAGUGUAGGGUUCUGGUUUGUUGGUUUGAUAGUUUGUUGUCUAAGAAUAAAAAAACUGUAAGUGAGAUUAUUGCAAGUCAAUGUCUCUUUGCAAUUGUUGGUUUGAUAGCUAUGUUUUUAUGGUAAUGGCUUGCUUUCAAAUUGUAUCACUGUUUUAAGUAUUGUGAUUAAGGCACAUUGAAAA
This is a messenger RNA of Dioscorea cayenensis subsp. rotundata (Guinea yam), 1026 nucleotides long. RefSeq names its product glutathione S-transferase U17-like. Gene Ontology annotation, cellular component: cytoplasm. Gene Ontology annotation, biological process: glutathione metabolic process. The record is from RefSeq and is a predicted model, not a curated record. Lineage: Eukaryota; Viridiplantae; Streptophyta; Magnoliopsida; Dioscoreales; Dioscoreaceae. Gene Ontology annotation, molecular function: glutathione transferase activity. The transcript has 2 exons. Bases 134 to 823 code for a protein of 229 amino acids.